This is a messenger RNA of Apus apus (common swift), 892 nucleotides long. Its product is annotated as zinc finger protein 239-like. Gene Ontology annotation, biological process: regulation of transcription by RNA polymerase II. The transcript has 3 exons. The coding region runs from base 1 to 864 and encodes 287 amino acids. The record is from RefSeq and is a predicted model, not a curated record. Gene Ontology annotation, molecular function: DNA-binding transcription factor activity; RNA polymerase II cis-regulatory region sequence-specific DNA binding. Lineage: Eukaryota; Metazoa; Chordata; Aves; Apodiformes; Apodidae.
AUGGAAAAUAAGGAGGUGAUUGGUGACAGCCAACGUGGCUUCACUAAGGACAAGUCAUGCCUGACCAGUUUGGUGGCCUUCUACAACAAGGCUGCAGAGACGUUUGAUGACACCAAAACGCCCGGCUCUUCCAAGCAGACAUUCCCGGUUCCUCCCCCCAUCCCGCUCUCGUGGCGCUGCCCUCGGGGUCGCAGUUCCCCGACCCACCGCUCGGGGGCGCUCCCGGCGGGGACCCCGGGAAUGUCCCGGGAGCAGCUCCGGGGCACCCGUGCCGUGUCCUACAACUGCCACCAGUGUGGGAAAAGUUCUUCCUGUUCUUCAAGUUUAAUCCAGCACCAGCGAAUCCACAUGGGCGAGAGACCCUUCAGGUGUCAGGAGUGUGGGAAGGGCUUUGCCUACAACUCCUUAGUAACCCAGCACUGCCGGAUCCACAUGGCUGAGAGGUCCUACAAGUGCACUCAGUGCGAGAAGAGCUUUGUUAGCAAGAGCAAUUUAACGUAUCACCAACAUGUCCACUCCGGGGAAAAACCCUUCAGGUGUCCCCAGUGUGGGAAGAGCUUCAUUACCAGCAGCAGUUGGAUACGUCACCAACGUGUUCACACUGGAGAAAAACCCUACACAUGUUCCCAGUGUGAAAGGAGCUUCGCAAACAGGUCAGACCUCACCUCUCACCUCCGGGUCCACACGGGUGAACGUCCCUACAAAUGUCCCAAAUGCGGGAAGAGCUUUGCCAGGAUCUGCACACUUGUCAAUCAUAAUCGCAUCCACACAGGAGAGAAACCCUACACGUGUCCCCAGUGCCAGAUGAGCUUCAGUCACAGCUGCACCUUGUGGAAACAUCAACGGUUCCAUAUGGGUGAGUGACCCUUCAGCUGCUCCCAGUGCGAGAAGA